This is a messenger RNA of Sciurus carolinensis (gray squirrel), 1860 nucleotides long. It is a transcript of the gene Tex13d, whose product is annotated as TEX13 family member D. The record is from RefSeq and is a predicted model, not a curated record. The transcript has a single exon. NCBI's taxonomy places the organism in Eukaryota, Metazoa, Chordata, Mammalia, Rodentia, Sciuridae. Bases 1 to 1860 code for a protein of 619 amino acids.
AUGGCAGUGGAAUUUGGGGACCAUGCCAGUGGCUUCCGACACAACGAGGUGAUCCGAUUCAUUAAUAAUGAAGUCCUCAUGAACGGAGGUGGCCCAGAGUUCUACAUGGCCUUUCGCUCUCGUCCCUGGAACGAGGUGGAGGACCGGCUUCGCACUGUUGUGAUGGACCCGCAGGUGCCUCGUGCCCUCAAGAGGGCGUGCACCUGGAGCGCCCUGGCCCUGGGCGUGCGAGUGGUGGCGAGGCAGCGGGAGCAGCAGGGGCGUCGGGUCCGUCGGCUGCAGGAUCAGGUGGAGGAGCGCGAGGCGGCUUGCUGGGCUUUGGCUUCCGAGUUGCAGCAGCUGCGUGAGGAGCGUGAUGAAGUGGUUACACAGUUGCUCUUCACCCGGGCUGCCUUGCAGCAGGCAACGAAUGAGUGUGAUAUGCUGCGUGGGAGGCUGUUCCAGGUUGAAGGGUUGACACAGGUUACCCCCCUGGUCCAUGCUAUAGUUCCUGGGCUGCGAGCCGAUCAAUUUGGCCCUGCAGUUUGGCCCCUGAAUGCAGAGCAGCAGAGAGAAGUGGGGGCCAUAGGGAGAAACGACAGGGUGUGUUUCGAGGCUCCAACACCAGCUCCGACAACUGUCCUUUAUGUGCCGGGACACCCGAGUCCCUGGGCCCCGCCCAUGCAACCCCCUCUGCAGAUCCCAUUGCCGUACCCAAUCCCUUUCCAGCCACCAUUACCAGUGGGAUUCCCGUACUUGCCACCUCCAACACCUGCAGUAGUCAUGGAAGCAGAAGCAGGAGUAGUCCCACUUCACAUGCCACCUGUGGGGAUCUAUCCACCUGGUCCCUGGGUUGCAGGGGGCUUCCAGAAUGAAAUGGCCCCUCUGAGUGACCAGAGAUACUAUGUCCAGGCAGAAGGUCCUGUGAACCUUCAGGAGUCUGUCCUAGGGGACAACAGAAGCCUCAGUCAAGCAGGUCUAGAGAGACCCCAGGUGACGCCUCCCCUGGUCAACAUGGGGAACUAUAGCCAGGAAGGAGGCCCACUGAGGCAUCAGGGGACACUUUCCAUGGUCAAUUCUGGGAAGCACAAUGCAGAAGAAGGUCCACAAAGGUCCCAGGGAAUGCCUGCUUCUGGGGACAGUGUGUGCCACAGCCAACAGGAAGGACCAGAGCAGUUUCAAGGGAUGAACCCCCUGGUGAACAGAGGGAGUCACAUCCAGGAAGAAGGUUCGGAAAUACCCCAGGGAUUGGUCUCCCUGGGAGACAGAGGGACCCAUAGCCAAGAAGGUCCACAAAGUCCUCAGGGGAUGGUCCCCCUGGUUGACAUAGGUAACCACAGCCAGGAAAAAAGUCCACAAAUGUCCCAGGUAACAUACCUAGUUGAAGAAAAUGGGCACCACAGCCAAGAAGAAGAUCAACAGAUGUCAGAGGGAAUAUAUUCCCUGGAGCACAGCAGAAGCCACUGCCAGGAAGAAGGUUCAGAGAGGUUCCAGGGAAUGGCACCCCUUGGAUUUAGUGUGAGCCACAACCAGGAAGAACAAUAUCCAGAGAGAGUCCAGAGGAUAACACUCCCAAGGUUGAACAGAAGAUACAGUCUGGAAGAAGGUGCAGAGAGGCCCCGGAAAACCACUGUGUGGGAAAGCUGGAGUCAAGCUAUGAGAGAAAGCCCAAGGAAACAGCACAAGGCCAAGCAACCACAAGGUAGAAGAGCCUUGGGUUCCUACCAUCAGGAGAAGUAUGCAUCACGCUACAGUCAAGAGAAUUGGAUCUGCCUAUGGUGUAAAGCGAUGAAUUUUUCAUGGCGCACAAUUUGUUACAAAUGCAAGGAAGCCUGUGUGCCAGUUGAGGGUGGAGGUGUCAACACAGGACAAAUUCACUGA